CUAGACGUAAACUUUAACACCUCUCUAAAAAAUUAAAGAGGUUCAUGGGUUAACUCGGAACUCUGGAGGUAACAGAUUUGAAUCCCACAGCAAAAAUCAUAACGAGGAACCUUGUUCGUCUGAAAAUGCUAAGGCUAAAAUGGAUUGGGUUUCGCAUUUGUUCUUCUUCUACUAUCUUUUCUAGUCGGGCCCUUUCCAUUUGCCCAGACACGCAAAAAUCAGAGAGCGAGAACCCAGUUGAAGUAGUGUCAGCCCAAGGAUUAGGCAGCUCAAGAAAAGCCAUUCUUAACAGGCCUUUUGUUCUAAAUGCGCUGACAACUUCCAUGGUUUCUCAACUUCAUAAACUAUACCAGGCAUGGGAAGAUCGUCCAGAUAUUGGUUUUGUUGUAAUGAAAGGUGCUGGUGACAGAGCAUUCUGUUCUGGCGGAGAUAUUGUUAGGCUUUAUCAAUUCGCCAAUCAAGGGAAAUUGGAAGAAUGUAAAGACUUCUUUAUCAAAGCAUAUCAGUUCGUUUACCAUGUUGGAACAUAUCUGAAGCCACAUGUGGCGAUAUUGGAUGGAUUGACAAUGGGGGGAGGGGCAGGUAUCUCUAUUCCUGGCACAUUUCGUGUGGCAACAAAUAAGACGGUAUUUGGUGCACCAGAAACACACAUAGGUUUCCAUCCUGAUGCAGGGGCCUCUUUUUUUCUAUCACACUUGCCUGGCUCUCUAGGGGAGUACUUGGCAUUAACCGGGGAACGAUUGAAUGGAGCAGAAAUGGUUGUUGCUGGUCUUGCAACACACUUCUCCAUGAGCACUAGAAUUAGUUCGAUUGAAGAGCGGUUAGGAACACUGGUUACAAAUGACCCCUCAGUGCUGGAGAGUGCAUUGGAUGAAUAUUCUGACGUUGUUAUCCCAAAUUCCAAUAGUUCUCUUCGAAGAAUGGAUACUAUUGAUCAUUGUUUUUCAAAGGAGACUGUUGAGGAGAUUAUAUGUGCUUUGGAAACUGAGGCAGCUGGACAAAAUGAUGAAUGGUGUAGAAAGACCAUUGGGAAACUGAAAGAAGCUUCUCCACUAAGUUUGAAAAUUGCUUUAAGAUCUAUACGCGAAGGUAGGUCACAGACGUUUCAUCAGUGUUUGGUUCGUGAAUAUAGAACGACUUGUCAUGUUCUUUCGAAAAGAGUUUCUGGUGAUUUCUUUGAGGGUAUUAGAGCACGUCUGAUAGAUAAAGACUUUUCUCCUAAGUGGGAUCCACCAUGUUUGGAGCAAGUGUCGAGAGAAGUUGUGAACCAGUAUUUUUUGCCACUGGGAGAGGACGACCAGGAACUAGAACUGCCAAUUAAAAAACGGGAGGCUUAUAUUUAGUGAAGUCCUGUGAAUGUAAUGUGAAGUAUACUUUCAAUGGAGUUGCAAAUGCUGUUAAUGAUUUUACUAUUUCCAAUUCUUUUGGAUAUGAUGUUUCAUUCUUUGUUCUGUUUGUCAAAUUCAGGUUGGACUCAACAAUUAUUGGCAAUGAAUUCAUACCCUUCUAUUGGCCUUUAAAAAUCUAUUGCAUUUGUAAUGCAUUAGAUCUUGUUAUCUUUGUAUAUUCAAUAAAAAUGGAGAUGAGCAGCUAUUUAUUGUCA
Cryptomeria japonica (Japanese cedar) is the source of this 1603-nucleotide messenger RNA. Its product is annotated as 3-hydroxyisobutyryl-CoA hydrolase-like protein 1, mitochondrial. The record is from RefSeq and is a predicted model, not a curated record. Gene Ontology annotation, biological process: L-valine catabolic process. NCBI's taxonomy places the organism in Eukaryota, Viridiplantae, Streptophyta, Pinopsida, Cupressales, Cupressaceae. The coding region runs from base 126 to 1343 and encodes 405 amino acids. The transcript has 13 exons. Gene Ontology annotation, molecular function: 3-hydroxyisobutyryl-CoA hydrolase activity.